Messenger RNA from Mycena indigotica, 1725 nucleotides. Its product is annotated as Amidase family protein. NCBI's taxonomy places the organism in Eukaryota, Fungi, Basidiomycota, Agaricomycetes, Agaricales, Mycenaceae. The coding region runs from base 1 to 1725 and encodes 574 amino acids. The record is from RefSeq and is a predicted model, not a curated record. The transcript has 14 exons.
AUGUUGUCGUGGCGGUGGGUGUUCUUUGCAGGCACUUGUGCUGCAACUGUCUCGAUCAAUCAUGCUUCUCAACUCCCUUCCAAUGCGUCUCAUGUUCUGCAGCCCUUUCCAAUGCCGCUGUGUCAUGGUCUUCCCCUUGAAGACGCUGGUGUUGCACAAAUUCAGCGGUGGUACGACAGUCAGGCAUUGACUGUGCGUCAAGUCGUUGAGUGCUACUUGGGAAGGAUAGCCCAGGUCGAUCGUUACGUUCGUGCCGUUAUGGAACUCAACCCAGACGCCUUGUCGAUCGCCGAUAACCUCGACAGGGAGCUCAGAGCCGGAAAAAAACGCAGUCCUAUGCAUGGGAUUGUUGUGCUGGUCAAAGAUAACUUCGCAACCAAGGACAAGAUGCAAACCACAGCAGGCAGCCUUGCUCUCGUUGGGAGUAUCGUGCCUCGAGACGCUCACGUAGUCAGUCUCAUGCGAAAAAAUGGCGCUGUCAUUUUAGGCCACGCAGGAAUGAGUGAAUGGGCGGAUAUGCGGAGUACAUCAUACUCAGAGGGCUAUAGCGCAAGAGGUGGACAGGUUCGCAACUCUUAUAACCUCACGCAAGAACCGGGCGGCUCGAGCUCUGGUUCUGGUCACUCUGUCUCAACAAAUAUGGUGACCAUUGCGUUUGGAACCGAAACGGACGGCUCUGUCAUUUCGCCUGCCGAACGCUCCAACAUCGUCGGAAUAAAGCCCACCGUGGGGCUUACCUCGCGCGCCGGGAUAAUCCCUGAAAGUUCUCAUCAAGACACUGUUGGAGUCUUUGGAAGGACUGUCGAAGAUGCUGCUUAUGGACUCGAUGCCGUGUUUGGUCUCGACUAUCGGGACGACGCGACCCUAGAGCAGCUUGGGAAGACACCACAAAACUACGUGCAAUUCAUACACGACAAGAGCGCACUGAAAGGAAUGAAGGUGGGGAUUCCGUGGGAGCGGUUGUGGACGGGCAAGACUACAAGUCACCAGCUUCCUGUACUGCUGGAAGCGAUUGACAUCUUGAAGCAGCACGGUGUCGAAGUUUAUAACAACACGAACUACAAGUUUGUCAAGGAGAUCGUAUCGCCAGACGGUUGGAACUGGGCAUACGGUCCAGUGAACCAAAGCGAGCUCACUGUCGUCAACGUCGACUUCUACAACAAUAUCAAAGCAUACCUGUCUGAGCUAGGCAAUACCACCAUGCGUUCAUUGGAGGACAUCGUUGCUUUCAACGAUGCUGGGGAGAAUCUAGCAAAUGAAGGCGGCCAACCCGAUGUCACAGCCGCCUUCGAAUCAGGACAAGAUGGCUUCCUAGCGUCCCUGGCAACACAGGGUAUAGAGAAUUCAACUUACAAACAAGCGUUGACAUGGUGUCGACGGACCUCGCGCGUGGAUGGGAUUGAUUACGCGCUUAAUCCUACUCUUCCAAAUGGCCAUCGUGUCCAUCUGGACGCAUUGCUCAUUCCUUCGGACGAUAACGGUCCAGGGACGAACAUCCCAGCACAGGCCGGAUAUCCAAUGAUCACAAUCCCCGUUGGGAUUGACGAUUGGCACACUCCCUUUGGCCUUUCGUUUGUGGGUACAGCAUUCAGUGAACCCACUCUGAUCAGGAUUGCUUCUGCGGCACAACACGCUUUGGGCCCCCACAGACGGGUCAAACCAACGUUCCACGAGUACAACGCAACAAAUAUCCCAGUCAAUUGGGCUAUUGGGACUUAUUUGUGA